GAACAAGGAAAGGUAUACAUGGAACCCUCACUGCCGAUUCAUUUUAGAUCUUGCCAAAUGCAAUAUAUAUAUAAGGACACCCUUAGACAUGUGGGGAGAAGAGAGAGAAAUAAAGAGAUGAGCAUGGUUGUCAUCAUUUCUCUUCAAACACCUUUCUUGAAAAGCCUCGGGAUCGAAUGCACAGAUCUUAAUCAUGCCAUACAGGGAGUAUAAUCAUCUCCCUGUAAUCGCUGAGAGUGCAAUAGCUAGCAGCCUAGCACACAAAGAGUGGAGGAGAGAGAAGGGUUUAUAAUGCUAUAUCAAAUAUUGAAUCUUAUAUUUGAGAAGCUGCAAAAAAGAAAAGUAAGGAGCAGAAAAUAAAUAAUUAAAGUCAGAGGGUGUGAAGAUGGGUGUUUCAUACUGUCUUUCUUUCUUUUCAAGGUUACUUUAAGAAGGAAACUUGAAAGAGUAAAGAGCAAAAACUGAGAAAAGUGUCUAGCUACGCAAAAGCAAGAAGGUAUGUAGGUGUCACUAAAUAUUUCUUUGAAUAGAGCGUGAGGAGAUUCUUGCUGAAUCAAGCCAUGGCUAGCUAGUUUUUAAAAUUUUAAUUAAUUAUCUUGGGAUUUUCAAGCACCUUUAAAAAAAUCUUCUGUCAAUAUGGAGUCUGCUAAUCUCCAUCACCAGCAUCAUCAGCUUCAAGGCCAGCCGCAUGUUGUUUCUUCAACUGCCCAAUCUAACUAUGGAGCUGGAAGCCCCCAUGCUUGGACCCAAAACAUUACUUUGAGUACUGGCAACUUCAAUCCUAGCUGUAAUGGAGUAGACAUAAAUCCAAGGCGGAGAAAUGAGACUUUAGUCCCUCCUGUCAACAGUUCCAUGAUCCAAGAAUUGGGUUUCCACUGGAAUAGUAAUGCAGCAGGGAGCUUCACCAACCAGUCUGCUCAUGACCUACAGCUUGCAAAAAUCAAACAAGAGCUGUCAACAGAAUCUUUCCCCAAAUUUACAGAGAUGGUAAACAUUCCCUCGAGUAUUGAAGAAGAUUCCCAUCUAUCUUCCACAAGCUACAUUGAAGAUAAGCAAAAAGAUAUGAGCACUGAUCUAAGCGAGAAGCUAUUGCUCAAGACUAUUUCUUCUGGUUUUCCUAUCAAUGGGCAUCAUCAGUUUUCGCCUAGGCAAAUUUACCCUACCACCGCUCAUGAUUGUUCUAGCCUUGGAAGUUCCAUACCUGGCAGAGGGAACUUUAGCCAGAUAUAUCCGAGUAUAAACAUUUCAAACUUUAACCGCUCACCACCAUCGAUCUCAGGCUCUUUUGACAUGAACUUGCAGGCCUUGGAUCUCUUAACCUCUACAAGAUUUAAUGGGAGUUUUGGGCAGCCUUCCCAUGAUAAUCUUGGCAUAUAUAAAGACAACAUUUCUUACAGUCUUGAUCACAUGCAUAUGCCAUGUAGCCCUAGCAAAACAUCCUCCUUCACUACCAAUCAAAUACCAGAGCCGAAGAGGCCCAACAACAGCUUGAUGGAACCUAAGGCAACACAGCUAGCUGCACCCAAGAAAUCUCGAUUGGAGUCACGCGCUUCCUGUCCUCCAUUUAAGGUUAGGAAAGAGAAAUUAGGAGAUAGAAUUUCAGCUUUGCAGCAGCUGGUUGCACCCUUUGGCAAGACAGACACAGCAUCCGUACUAAUGGAGGCUAUUGGAUACAUUAAAUUCCUUCAAAACCAGACACUAAGCGUUCCAUAUAUGAAGUCAUCUCGCAACAAGACCAGUAUUGGAGCUACGCAAACAUUUCAGGGUUCAACCAUGGAGGAUGGAAAUGAUGAUGAGCCAAAGAAAGAUUUAAGAAGCCGAGGGCUGUGUCUGGUUCCAUUGUCUUGCAUGUCUUACGUAACCGGCGAUGGUGGAGGAGGAGGCAUCUGGCCACCGCCUAAUUUUGGUGGAGGAACAUAGAACUGUGUAAUUUAAUUAAACAUAUUGAAGUGUUGGGCGGACAAGAUUAAUUAGCAUGUUCAUGAUUGUUCUUUUAAGCUCAUGUUGGAUAGGAAUUUAAGGUUAACUAAACUAGUUUUGUUCUAAUGGAGCAAGUUUGGUCAUCUUGUAAGAAAUCAAGGAUUCCAGAGAGCAGGAUGGACCAAAUUUGAUCCAUUAACAAUUCAGUUAACAUUCAUAUGUAAUUUAAUUAAGGAACCCCUUAAAUUCACUCUUUUUUUACAC
Hevea brasiliensis (rubber tree) is the source of this 2184-nucleotide messenger RNA. RefSeq names its product transcription factor bHLH110. Lineage: Eukaryota; Viridiplantae; Streptophyta; Magnoliopsida; Malpighiales; Euphorbiaceae. Gene Ontology annotation, biological process: regulation of transcription by RNA polymerase II. Gene Ontology annotation, cellular component: nucleus. The coding region runs from base 637 to 1920 and encodes 427 amino acids. The transcript is spliced from 7 exons. The record is from RefSeq and is a predicted model, not a curated record. Gene Ontology annotation, molecular function: protein dimerization activity; RNA polymerase II cis-regulatory region sequence-specific DNA binding; DNA-binding transcription factor activity, RNA polymerase II-specific.